CGCGUUUCUGAGCUGUUUAUUCGACGUUUACCCAUAUCCCCUGUCUUCUCUUCACAUUGUGUGUUGCACAAAAUGGUCAUCGAGGCCAAAAAGACCGCGGAGAUGGAGCCAACGUCGAGCCGGCGACACCCGCUGCAGCGCUUCGACGCCCCAUCCAAGGGCUUUUCAGGUGCUCUACACGCUAUUGGCCUGGCAAGCUUCUAUAUGUCGUUUAAAUUUCUGGCCGACAACCCAAAUGUCUUUAAUUCUUCUUUUGGCUGGCACCUCCAAUUCCUUACUAUAAUCGGCCUCUCCAUCUCUACCCUAACCUUCAUCGUCGCCCUCUUGGCAGAUCUAACCUCCACAGCGUUGGAGAAGUCUUCCCAGCUGCCUUCGGACCCUCCGGCUCAAGCCCUCUCCGAGCACCUGUUUAGGUUGAAGAACUACCUAGCUCUUGUGGCUGCGCCAAUGGAAAUUACCAUUUCCGUGCUCUACUGGACGCUGAAGGCCAUUGAUGGAAAAUUGCUCGUGGACCCAGAAAUACCACUGCCACCUCUUUUCUACGAUUUUGGAUUCCAUCUCGUACCCGCCGUGGUUCUUAGCCUCGACUCCGUCUUACUCUCCCCUCCUUGGCCCACCACGCCCAUGAACGAGUCCGCACCCAUGAUUACCCUUGCCAUGUCCACCAUUGUCGCCUUUGCCUACUGGAUCUGGAUUGAAAUCUGCUACUCUCAAAACGGCUUCUACCCAUACCCAAUCUUCGAGCUCCUGACUACCAACCAGCGCAUUGGCUUGUUUGUCGUAAGCGGAGUCAUCAUGUGGGUUGUGGGUGGGGUUCUGAGAAUCAUAUAUGCCAAAGUCAAUGGAUAUGAGAGCGUUGAGCAUUUGGACAAGGUGAGGAGGAACAGGGUCAUGGGCGGAAGUGGAAAGUGGGAGUAGGAAUAAGCAGAAAUGUGGAAUGUGAGAUAUAGUACGCGACUGGAGGAAGAGAUGGAGUAGCUAGAAUGCAUGCAUGGGGGAAGGGAAUGGUACCAGGAAGAUAGGCAAGUCAUGGAAGUGGAGAUAAAGAGUGAAGAUAAAAACACAAACCAAAAGUAGUUGGCCAUAUUAGAGUAGAAUAUAC
Molecule: messenger RNA, 1102 nt
Organism: Exserohilum turcica Et28A
Lineage: Eukaryota; Fungi; Ascomycota; Dothideomycetes; Pleosporales; Pleosporaceae
Exons: 6
Coding region: 73-918 (281 amino acids)
Cellular component (GO): endomembrane system; membrane
Source: RefSeq, a predicted model, not a curated record